AUGGCAUUCGCUACACUUCUCAACGCGACACUCAAUGCUACCAUGCGGGGAGUCGUGUACCAGGGGAAUCCUUUCCAGAUGGUCGUGCAGGACCUUCCAAUGCCAGUCAUCCAAAAUCAAACGGAUGCCAUUGUUCGCAUCACAAUGUCAGCGCUCUGUGGAUCGGAUCUUCACGUGUAUCAUGGGGUAGCCGGUGGCACGCCUCCUUGGAUCAUGGGUCAUGAAGCGGUUGGCUAUAUUGAGGAAAUUGGGAGCGCAGUUUCAGCAUUCAAUGUUGGUGACUAUGUCAUCGUUCCAGAUACAGCAAACCAUGGCCAGCUCCAAAUGGAACCUGAGGCGCUUGAGUAUUUUGGAAACGGUGCAGGUCUAUCUGACGGUCUUCAAGCUGAAUACGCCCGGGUCCCAUUUGCAGAUGCGAAUCUAAUCCCAAUUCCAAUCACUGCAAAUACCACAAAUGCCACCAUUGAACAGGAUUAUCUCACGGUUUCGGACAUCUUUGGUACUGCAUGGACGGCACUUGACUUUUCAGGGUUUGAGCCUGGUGAUACCGUUGCCGUGUUUGGCGCUGGACCUGUUGGCCUGCUCGCUGCUUACUCGGCUAUUCUGCGCGGAGCAUCGCGAGUAUACUCAAUAGAUCAUGUUCCCAUGCGUCUCGAGCGUGCAGCAUCAAUUGGGGCUGUUCCUAUCAAUUUUGCUGAAUCCGAUGUGAUCGAACAAAUUCUUGCGCAUGAGCCAUCCGGUGUUAUGCGCUCAGUUGACUGUGUUGGUAUGGAAGCGCUGGACUCUCACUUGGACCAUCAGCAGGACAUCAUUGUCAAGCAAAUGAUUGCUGUCACUCAUAUUGAAGGCGGAGUCGGACAAGUCGGCGUCUGGAUGGCCCAAGAAGAUUCUCCAGGAGCCCCCCUUGGUCACACUAUGUCUCCCAGCAUGGACUUCCCCUUGUCCGACUUUUUUUCUAAGAGGCUUAAGUUUCAAGCUGGUCCGGUUGACCCCAAGGGACUUGCACCGUACCUUGUUAAUCUUAUUCAUACCGGCGCGGCACGCCCAAGCUUUAUCGAAUCCGCAACAGUUGGCAUUGAAGAAGUCCCCACUUACUACGAGCGGUUCAACCGCACGAAGGAACUGAAGGUAUACAUCCAAUUUCCAUGA
This is a messenger RNA of Penicillium nucicola, 1149 nucleotides long. RefSeq names its product glutathione-independent formaldehyde dehydrogenase. NCBI's taxonomy places the organism in Eukaryota, Fungi, Ascomycota, Eurotiomycetes, Eurotiales, Aspergillaceae. Gene Ontology annotation, molecular function: zinc ion binding; oxidoreductase activity. The transcript is spliced from 2 exons. The record is from RefSeq and is a predicted model, not a curated record. Bases 1 to 1149 code for a protein of 382 amino acids.